This is a messenger RNA of Solea solea (common sole), 1397 nucleotides long. RefSeq names its product disabled homolog 2-like. NCBI's taxonomy places the organism in Eukaryota, Metazoa, Chordata, Actinopteri, Pleuronectiformes, Soleidae. The coding region runs from base 174 to 1289 and encodes 371 amino acids. The transcript is spliced from 10 exons. The record is from RefSeq and is a predicted model, not a curated record.
UCUGUGAGUCAAACGAAGCCACACGGUCAAAGCAGACGCACACUCCCAGCAGCAGUCCUACCGACAUUUCCUUGAGCUGCUGACCAGAUUCAGCAUGCCGACAACUGACAGCCACUUUGUUUUCUCAGGGAUCCUGAGCUCCUGCAGCCUUUAAUUUCCAAACAGACCUCAUCAUGAUGGAGACGGAGCAAAUGACUGGAAGUUGUCCUGCCCCAAGCCAAGCAGCUGUCAGACCCUGGCUCUCCUCCAGUGCAAGAGGAGCCACCAGGACACCCGGUGACACCGCUGACCGUUUUCAUGGUGACGGGGUUCGGUACAAAGCGAAGCUCAUUGGUGUUGACCCGGUGUCCGACUCCCAGGGGGACAAGAUGUGCUGGGACUCCAUGAUGAAACUCAAGGGCAUUGAGGUAGCAUCAAGGAAACAGGGGAAACACAAACCGAGAGUUUGGCUGAAAGUUUUCUCCACCGGCCUGAAAAUCCUGGAUGAGCGGACUGGGGCUGUUCUUCAUGACCACGAGAGGAGCAGAAUCAGCUCUUUGACAAAAGAUGAGUCCGACCCCAGAGCUCUGGCUUACAUUUACCAACACCAAGACUCCUACAGCCUCUUCUACAUCAAGAUGGCCAACCUGGCAGAUUCAGUCCUGGCUGACAUCAAGGAAGUUUGUCAGCGUUUGGACCAAGAGACACCACAGGAACCUGCAGAGGCACCGACUCAAAUGAGCACCUUGCUGCCCAUCGAUGAGAGUUCAGCCGUUCCACUUGAGGGACCAGAUUUAGAGAGUGUGUUCAGUCCACGACCAGACUCUUCAUCUGGUGAAAUAAAUCAGGUUUCCUCCAGUAAUGAGCUGAUGGACGUUUUCUCCGUCCAGAUGAGGGAGCCACUGUCACCCACAGAGGGCUCCUGUAUCAGUCAGACAGAUUCUCCACAGCCACGGCCACAGCCUCAACCAAUGCUCUCCAGCUCUCAGAUCAUGUCCAUGUUCCCCACACAGCCACUAGUGGGCUCUCCAUACUCCUCUCCCCCGUACUCUCCCUCUGCCAUGCCCUGGGGUCACGCCCUGGGAAACCAGUGGGCAGCUCCACCCAUGGCUCCGUGGCCAAACAUUGCAGGUGUCACAGCGCUAGCUGCAGGCAGUCAUGGUAUGAUGACCUCUCAGCCGUGUGGGGUCAUGUGGGCAGGAAAUACACCUGCUUCGCCCACUCCUGUCAGUGGGUUCCCCAACACUGUGAACUCCAGCGGAGCUCAGCAGUCGGCAGCUCCCAGUGUGGACAAUAACCUCCUCCUGUGAUGAACGCACCCUGAUACUCAGUCAUGACUCUAACCAACAUCAGAUAACAGUAUUUCAACCAGGAGAGACGAGGAAAUGAAAAAUAAAUGUAUUACAGAUUAAACAGAA